Molecule: messenger RNA, 948 nt
Organism: Microcebus murinus (gray mouse lemur)
Lineage: Eukaryota; Metazoa; Chordata; Mammalia; Primates; Cheirogaleidae
Product: olfactory receptor 56A3
Biological process (GO): G protein-coupled receptor signaling pathway
Cellular component (GO): plasma membrane
Molecular function (GO): olfactory receptor activity; G protein-coupled receptor activity
Source: RefSeq, a predicted model, not a curated record
AUGAGAACAUACCAAAAUGGCACCAUCUCCAUCGAGGUUUCAAAUUUCCUCCUGAACUGUUUUGUCAGAUCCCCCAUUUGGCAGCGCUGGCUGUCCCUGCCCCUCAGCCUCCUCUUCCUCCUGGCCAUGGGGGCCAACGCCACCCUCCUGCUGACCAUCAGGCUGGAGGCCGCUCUGCACCAGCCCAUGUACUACCUGCUCAGCCUCCUCUCCCUGCUGGACAUUGUGCUCUGCCUCACCGUCAUCCCCAAGGUCCUGGCCAUCUUCUGGUUUGACCUCAGACCCAUCAGUUUUUCUGCUUGCUUCCUCCAGAUGUACAUCAUGAAUUGCUUCCAAGCCAUGGAGUCCUGCACAUUCAUGGUCAUGGCCUAUGAUCGUUAUAUAGCCAUCUGCCACCCACUGAGAUACCCAGCCAUCAUCACUGACCAGUUUGUAGUCAAAGCUGCCAUCUUUAUUUUGGCUAGGAAUGUCUUCAUGACUAUGCCCAUUCCCAUUCUUUCAGCAUGGCUUUAUUACUGUAGGACAAAUGUCAUUGAGAACUGCAUCUGUGCCAAUAUGUCCGUCUCCAGGCUCUCCUGUGAUGAUGUCACUGUCAAUCGCCUUUACCAAUUUGCUGGUGGCUGGACUCUGCUAGGAUCUGACCUCAUCCUCAUCUUCCUCUCCUACACCUUCAUACUACGAGCUGUGCUGAGACUCAAGGCAGAAGGUGCUGUGGCCAAGGCCCUAAGCACAUGUGGCUCCCACUUCAUCCUUAUCCUCUUCUUUAGCACCAUCCUUCUGGUCUUCGUCCUUACACAUGUGGCUAAGGAGAAGGUCUCCCCUGAUGUACCAGUCUUGCUCAAUGUCCUCCACCAUGUCAUCCCUGCAGCCCUUAACCCAAUUGUUUAUGGGGUGAGAACCCAGGAGAUCAAGCAAGGAAUCCAGAGGUUGCUGAAGAAAGGGUGGUAG